UGUUCAGGUUAUCGACCCUAACGCAUGGAUCGAGUUUAAAAUCACGACUUUUAUGUAUGAAAUUGCUACUUUUGAAUUCGCGUCUUAUAAACACGUUACAUUUGUCAUCAUGAUAUCGCAACACUGAUUAAGUGAUGACUAUAUGGUAGCUAAUGGAUUUAGAAUAAUAUUCUUAUACAUCUAUAACAUAGAGGUUUAACCGCCAUGUUUAUUAUUUUGUAUGUAUAUUGAGUGAGUCACAAUGUUUUGUCAUGUUCGACUCCUACGCAGGUCUACAUUACGCAUGCGCUUCGUUGGACGCUUGUUCUUGGAAUUGUCCCUUUUCUGAAAUAAUUGCUAUAGAUUUAUCUAUAGCGUUAGCUAAGUUCGUGAAGCAGCGAUAUAAAAAAAUAUACUUGGCUGCUCUAUAAUUUUGGAUAGAUAAAAAGUAAGUGAAUAAAGAUAUAGUUUUAUCUGUUUGUAUCAAGAAAACUAUCCAACGUCAAGUAGGUUGGGCGUCGGGCAGUGACCUCUAAUACAUACCUAUAUUUAUAUGUAUUAACAUUUGGUAUGAAAUCAUCAUCUCAUUUAGCUUAGUUUAGUUGUAAGUUUAAAAUUCAAUGAAAAAUAUCUCUAGCGCUAAUCCUUUACUAUCUUUCUCUCUUUCAGUAAUUAGUAAUUAUUUAAAUAUAUACAACCGUUAUGUUAAAUCUAUAACAUAAUAUACAAUUAGGUACCAGGAGUAAAAAAUUCGCUUUGAUUUGUUUACAUAAUCUAGUAUGAACGAUCAAUUGUCAUAAUGUAACUUGACAGUUUGAGCCAUGAAAUCCGUCUUCGCUUUAUUAUUUUUUAUCAUCGUGGAGUGCCGAUGCGUCGGUGUAGAUUAUUACCUCGGCAAGGAGCCAGAGCCCCAAGAACAAAAUGCAAAUGCAACCUUGCCUGAACCUGUAGCCGAUGAACAACAGACCAAUCAUCGAAAAUACUUGAAUGCUUCUUAUAAAGAAAAUUUAAAUCAGAGUAAAGAAUCCGAUUACGGACAGUAUGAAGGACUAUCGGAGAUUGAAGAAGACAUGGUAAAUAAAGCUUUUGAGUCCAAGCAACCUAACGACAUGUCUAACGAAUAUUUCGAUACGAAGGCAGAAGAUUUAGAAGUCGGAUAUGAUCCUAAUUUGAUGUUGCGUCACAGUUUUCAUGAUGUAUCAAAGAAGAAGUUAUUGCACGAUGUUUCUAAAGACUACGUUUAUAAUUACGAAGAACCACUUAACAUUACUAAUUAUCAAGUGCUACGUGAUAAAAAUGAAAGUAUCGAAACUACUGAAUUCGAUUUCAAUAAAAUUGUCAUUCUAAAAAAUGUCAAAUCAGAGACCGAAAAUACCCAUCCGAAAGUAUCUAUUGACUUUUAUAAUUUAGUACCAGCAGUAAGUGUAAAUAAAGAUAAUGAUGAUGCUGUCAGUAAUUACAGCGUUUUAGACAAUAAUGUCUGGUAUGUCCCAGAAAUUACUCAAUGCUGGGAGUUACCUAUGCUGCACGGUGAAUUGGGACAGGCUAAGAAGUCUAAUGAGGUUUUUCUCAUGUAUUCUGGUGAACUUAAGAACGUAAUUGAAACCACUAACGAGCCGAGUCAACCCUCUAGGCCGCUUUACAUACCUGUAUCACAAACUAUGAACAAGUGGUGUGCCGCAGGGCCCUGCUAUGGGGAUCAUACGCUCUGCCUUUUCUCUGAUAGAUCUAACUCACAGUUAUGCAGGGCUGGUUAUAUCGUUUCAACUCCAUCAAUGAUUGAACAAAUAGGUUUAGUGAAUACGAUUAAUUCAAUGCGCAAUCGUAUCGCUAAUGGAGAAACAGAUCUAUAUCCGCAUUUACCAAAAGCUGCCGAUAUGAACCAGUUAAUUUACGACUUUGACCUUGAAAGUAUGGCUGCAGCUUGGCUACACCAGUGCCUACCAGGGCCUGCCUCAUGCUCAGCUCUUGAGGGCACCUAUGUUACACAGCUCGAAUGUACAAAAUACGCAAGGCAUUGCUGUAUAGACUCCUUUAAAAGUGAAAAGGCUUCGAAAUGUAUACCAAAAUACGAAUGUUACGUUGAUCCUAUUAUUGGUUGCAUUCACGUUUGGUUUGCGGCUGCCGGUAAGAAGUUAACGACGACUGACAUAGAAUGUGGUCAUAUAACACGAGAGACUUACUACACUGUCCAAUUGCUCUGGGCUGAUACUCAUAAAAUUGGAUGUGCAUAUGGUAAAAAAGUUGGUGGAGAUAUAAGAGUCGUGUGUAACUUUUCUCCCGGUGCUCCGUUUUACAUUGAAACCAAGUAUUUUUGCGGUUUCAUCACACAUAAACCAGUUUUGGAGAACCAAACCGACGCUAUAACUAAACCAGAGUUUUUAGCAAGUCUUGGUAUCGCUUUAAGUCCAGUGAAGAGUUUCGAUGAGGCGGAUCUACAACAUACCAGUCACCAUAUUAAUUACUCUUUAAGGUUUUCUGAUAUAGACAUUCUGGGAAAGGUUUACAAGAAAAAAUGGAUUCGAGAGAAGUUAAAUAUUACACAGAACAGUACCAUGGGGCUCGUUGCUCGGUUGGUGGCUAGAUACACUUUUGGAGAAGACGGAGGGUCUCAGUGUGACAUGAACGAGGCUAUCUAUCAGAUCGGGGAGCCUGGUUCGAGGUGCGUGGAGAGAGGGAGACGGUUCCAUGCUCUCUGCUACGACUUCCGCGACCCCACGCCGGGCUACAGGCUGGUGGCCGUGCUCGCACCCGUCGCUUUAUUUUCCCUUAUUCUCUACGAUUUGUUUAGCGGUGUUGUGAGACAAACAAAUAAUUAGAGCCAUAAAUUCAGUUUGUGCAGUAGGUAAAAAAUAUUGUUUUGUGAAUGUGCGCGUUUAUAGGCUUUAAAGUUGUUAGCCAAACUAUACCAUAAAAAUUUAGCUUUUUAAUAUAAAUUGAACUUAUUUCUAAGUUUUUGUCACUUAUGAUUGACAUUCCAGCAUUUUUAUGUAAAGCCACUUUAUCCAUGUUUUCAAUAAACGAUAACCUAACUAUUCAUCUGGUAACUAAGGUUUACGGUUGUCUUUAUUAACUGUUAUUAUACUUAUUAUGCAGUAUAAUGUACAUCUAUUUAUUGCAAACUGUAUGACCGCAAAUAAACAAUGGUCCUAUACAAAUACUGUCCUAUCUGAACUUUUGUGUCGACUGACAAUGCCUUCUUAUAUGGAUUGGACGUUCCUGUGUGUUUAUCUCAUCCUACGAUAUGGCACUGAUGAAGCUUUUAAUUUAAAAAUAAAAUGGUAAUAGAAAUGCUAUAGAUCAUUAAUUUAACAAUGAGGACGUUGACGCGUACUCGUCCACAUCCAUGAAAUAAAACAAACAAAACUUCUUGCCCUCGCAAACAUUAACUUUUUAGACAGUAAACAAAAGCAAACGUUCAAUGUCUUGAAGUAAUUCAUAAAGAUCGUCGAGUCCACUCAAGCGUGUAAAUUAAAUUGAUGAUUUCCCCGUCGAACAUAAUCACUUGUGAACAAAUUGUAACAUUACUGGGAAGUUUAUACAGUCAAUAUUUCCGGGUUAACCAUUCCUUGUUUUUAUUGUAUAAUGCUCAUUAACACUGAAACUCGUAUGCAAUACGAUAGUUAUGCCUCUGUUAACAGAAAAAAAUACCUACUGUUAAAAGCAAUUGCAAUACACUAAAGAAAGAAAGUAUAAGGUAAAACUAUAUAUACUAUAAAACUGCUUAAUGAAACUGUCAUCCUAUGGAAGUUUCUGGAGAAAUUGGGAUUCCUAUUCUCUUUUGCAAUGGACCUGUGGUUAAUAAUUCAAUAAUCCAAUGCAUGACAAACUCCUUAAAGAACUCAGUCAUCUUGCACUUAGAUAUAAAUAAGAAUCGCUGU
Messenger RNA from Trichoplusia ni (cabbage looper), 3860 nucleotides. RefSeq lists its product as uncharacterized. The record is from RefSeq and is a predicted model, not a curated record. The transcript is spliced from 2 exons. NCBI's taxonomy places the organism in Eukaryota, Metazoa, Arthropoda, Insecta, Lepidoptera, Noctuidae. The coding region runs from base 801 to 2798 and encodes 665 amino acids.